GGGGCUGGUGCUUACAUUAUCUGCCGGUGCGUGCACGAGCGAGCCAGCCAGCUCAGGUUUAAAACGCCGCACGGCCGCACCCACCACCUCCUCCUCCCUUCCGUCUACACCUUUCCUUCUCCUUCUCUCUCUCCCUCUCUCUCUCUCUCUCUCUCGUGUCGGGCUGUCGGCAGCCGCCACUCCUGAAGAGUCCAGACUAGAAAGGUGACGGAGCUCCAAGCGCCAUUCGCAUGGCGGACAAGAUCUCUACGAUCGUCCUCAAGAUUGACCUUGAGUGCGCACGAUGCUACAAGAAGAUCAGAAGGGUCCUUUGCAAGAUCCAAGACAAGUUGGACAUCAAGACGAUCUCCUACGACGAGAAGAGCAAUGCCGUGACCAUCUCCGGGCCGUUCGACGCCGACAAGGUCUGCAAGAAGCUCUGCUGCGAGGCUGGCCGGGUCAUCAAGGAGAUGAACAUCAAAGGCAAGGAGGAGUCCAAGGACAAGGACGGUGGAGGCGAUAAGACGAAGGCAGCCAAACCGGCUGAGAAGGACGCCGGCAAGCCGGAGAAGGCCAAGGAGGGCAAGGCGGACAAGGAGGCCGCCGAGCCGGAGAAGAAGGAGGCCAAGGCCGAGAAGAAGGAGGCCAAGGAGGAGAAGGAGUUGAAGCCGGAAAAGGAGAAGAAGGUCAAGUUCGAGUUCGACGAUGCGGCCCCUGCGGCGGACGCGAAGCCCGGCAACGCCAUGCCCAUGCCGGCCGGCAUGAGCAAGGCCGACCUCGGCCCGCUCCUGGAAAAGAUGAUGGCGUCCAAGCCCGGGCCCGAGCCGCCGCGCGGCGAGCCGAUCGCACCGCCGAUGACGAUGGUGCCGCCCGCGCCGGCCGCGCAGGGCGUGGCCGUGCCGUCCAUCUGGCCCGCGCCGGCCGGGUCCGUGUACGGCUACAGCUACAACCCGGGCUACGAGCCGUCGUCGUACUACGGCGGCGGGUAUGGCUGCGGAUGCGGUGGGUACAAGUACUGCCGGUGCGGCAAGCCGGCCGCGCCCGGCGGGUACUACGGCGGGCCCGUGUACGACAACCAGGGUUGGUACUACCACCAGCAGCAGCAGCAGCCGUGCUGCGAGGACCCCAACGCCGAGUGCAGCGUCAUGUGAUGGCAGUGGCCACGGACGUGACAGUCACAGAGCAAUCAGUGUGUGGUCACCCUACCAGGGCCAGUGCUGGAAAAAAAACUUCUUUCUAUGUCCUGUUCUUCUUGUUUAUGCCUGUAGGUUGAGUUGUGCAUGUGAAUAGUUGAGCUGUGGUGCUCUCUCGUGUUUAUGAUGAACGAUAAUGAGAACAUAGUAGUAGUAUAUUUAGAUGAA
This is a messenger RNA of Phragmites australis (common reed), 1340 nucleotides long. RefSeq names its product protein PYRICULARIA ORYZAE RESISTANCE 21-like. The coding region runs from base 231 to 1130 and encodes 299 amino acids. The record is from RefSeq and is a predicted model, not a curated record. Gene Ontology annotation, molecular function: metal ion binding. Gene Ontology annotation, biological process: regulation of defense response to fungus. NCBI's taxonomy places the organism in Eukaryota, Viridiplantae, Streptophyta, Magnoliopsida, Poales, Poaceae. The transcript has 3 exons.